Messenger RNA from Ilyonectria robusta, 561 nucleotides. RefSeq lists its product as uncharacterized. The transcript has 2 exons. The record is from RefSeq and is a predicted model, not a curated record. The annotation marks the transcript as partial. Lineage: Eukaryota; Fungi; Ascomycota; Sordariomycetes; Hypocreales; Nectriaceae.
AUCCAUGAGAAUAAAGCACUCAAGAUAAGGUGUCGGAAAAGGCUUGCAGCUCAUAUCAAAGAAGUAACCGGAUUAACGGUCGAACCAACCAAAGUCAGAUUAGUGACCAAACAGAGUGAUUGCUAUUCUUGGUGCUAUAUAACAGAAGUUGCACAUCUUUUUUCCAAAAAUCUGAGUGAUCAUGGAAUUGCAGCGUACAAAGAACUCUACGACGGGGUUGGACAGAGUUUUCAUACGGUCUCUUUUAUAGGGACGAGAAAUAAUCAUCAUUUAGGCGAUCCUCUGGGAAUUUCUCCGUCUCUAACACUGAAGGAUUUACCAAGCAGCAUUUUUAGUGUUGAUACAAUCCAGAAUCCACCGCUAAUAUGGAUGUCAAACGAGGCCACCGAGUGUCAGCAUCUACAAGAAGAGCUCAAGGUGACGAAAAAAGAGUGUGAACGGCUUACCCAAGAGCUGGAAGAGAAGUCAGAAAGGGCGACGAUGAACGAGAGACUCCUGUUUAAAUGCCUGGAGGCAUUUGGCCAGGUCGCAUCAUUGGUAGAGCAAGUGCAGCAAGAAUGU